Messenger RNA from Varroa destructor (honeybee mite), 3038 nucleotides. Its product is annotated as adenosine 5'-monophosphoramidase HINT3-like. Gene Ontology annotation, molecular function: catalytic activity. NCBI's taxonomy places the organism in Eukaryota, Metazoa, Arthropoda, Arachnida, Mesostigmata, Varroidae. The record is from RefSeq and is a predicted model, not a curated record.
CGCGAUAAUGCACUGUGACGCUAAACUCGGUUAGUUGUAACUUAUUUUAGCGGAUUUUUUCUCGGUCCCGGUGAGUGCACUAAUCAACGGAAAGAGCGCACUAAUCAGCGGACAUAACUGGAAAACAGCGAAAUCAACCCUCGAUUCUUCUCCUUGACUGUCCGUGGCUGUUUUCGCGGGAGCCGCAUUGCCUAUCUAUUGAUGGUCGAAAUGUGCUAAUGUUUAAGGGUAACGCUUAAACGUCAAUAUAAGUGUUUAUAUUGAUUUGGUAUAUAUUACUGAAUAACAGCAAUAUAUACCGAAAUUGAACCCAAUAAGUACUGGAAGUGAGGUGGAACGAGUUGUAUUAAUCAUGAGCGAACAGGUGGGCUUACCUGGAACAGAAGGUCAAUUGAUUGAUCAAGCGAACGCUGAUGAAUCGACAGUACCAUCGUCAAUAAGUGGAAUCCUUAUGCGCGUGCUCUAUAGACUCCUCAGCCUUGUGCCUUGGGGUGCCCGUGGAGAAAUACCUGUCCAAUGCGUAUUCUGUCGUAUUGCCAGAGGGGACGAUCCAACAUCGGAAAUACAUUACCACGACUCGCAAUUUGUUGUCAUCUCCGACAUAGCACCGGCUUCAACGCAUCAUUAUCUCGUCAUUCCCAAAGAGCACAUACGGGAUGUCCGUUGUCUCGAUGACCGGCAUAUUGAUAUGGUGCGUCAGAUGGCUGAUCACGGCAGAAAGGUAUUGGAGUUACGUGGUGGGAAGUGGGACGAAUGUCGUCGUGGAUUUCACUUUCCUCCCUUUAUUUCGGUGGGUCACCUUCAUAUGCAUAUUAUCUCUCCCGAAUCAGCCAUGUCUAAACGAAACGAGUUGACAUUUCGCAACGAUUCGUACUGGUUCAGAUCUGCUGAUGCGAUAUUGGAAAUGCUUACGAGACUCCAGCCUACACCAAGUCGAUUGCAGACCCCGUCAUCUGACAAGAAUAGCACCAGUAUGCUAGCUAAGCUUAGUUGAGCACCCUUAUGCACGUACAUUAGCUCAAUACCACCAAAAUAUACUUGUCUUGGAAAACUACCGUUCAAAUAAUUUUAUAAUAACAAAUUCAAAUAUAAAAUCUAUUAAUUUAUUAGCAUUGUAUCGUUUGCCCUAUUUUGCAAAGUCACUGCCGCUACGGUUAGACACAACAUGCCGUUGUUGCAAGUAGAUAUUUGUCCGACACGAUUUUACAGCAUGCGACGUUGCACACUAUAGUUCUACAAACAGGUAUAAGUUUGUAAAAGAAUAAAUUACAAAAAUAUAAUACAAGGCAAUAUCUGUACGAACGGCUGAUACGACCAACAGUAAGAGUUCAUUGGGUAUAAGUAAUUUAUUGUGUCGAAACAUUUCAUCCAAUAUAUUUGUGCAUAGCUCAGUCGUUAAAGCUUUGAACGAUGUUGCAAAGCAUCUAUCUAAACAUAAGACACAUCGAGGCAUAAUAGGAGAAAAGUCGAUUCCUUAACACACGGUUAGGUUUUUCUUUGUAAAAACAUAACUAUCUGUUGUAAGAAAAUUCAUCAUCAGAAAUCGAUGUACUCUAGAUAUUGUAUAUCUAUUCCAGACGUUGAAAGAAGAGGUGAGACACAACGCUAUCAUCUGCUGGUAUUCAUAAUAGUCGAUAUUUUUGGGUAAACAUGAUAUAGUGUGUAAUAAUGAGUAGUUUAAUGAUGAGUGUUUCAAAUAUUCACUAGGAUGUAUGUAGUUGUGUUAAAUAAAUGCGGAAAGAAUUCAAUGAAAUGGGUGAUACAAUUAAAGUCUCUAAGAAAAAUUUGACAGUGAUCCUAAUGGAUAUAAUAUCACGCACCAUAACCAUAAAUCACUUACGAAAACGAUAUAAAAAGUGAACUUUUUGCGUAAAACUUUCUAUAGUACUGCAAUAUAAAAACUAUAAGGCAACAGCUAUCCGAGUAAUGAAGUAGUACGAGAUGAGUUAUCGGCAUCGAAUGAAAACAGAACGUUUAGAUAAUGCACCUAACAGAACUCGUUUGCAUUGGUGACGUAUUGGGGUAAAUUAUUUUCUCAGAUGUCGCUGAGGUUGCGAAGUUAGGCCAACAGAUAUCGUUUUUAAGAUCACAACAAAAAUUAAUCGUUUUUAGUAAAGUUUUUGCUAAUAAACCGUAAGACAGUUUGUGUACUUUUGGCUUUUUAUUCUAUGAUAAAAAGCGUUCAAUAAGAAUUUGUUGUAUCGAAUUCUCGCGUAAAGGAUAUGCCGCUGACAACAGAAUUCUUUCAAAGGGCCAUGCAGCUUCCGCGGAUCGUUAAGUUUAUAUUUGCCAUUAGAAAGCAUGUCGAAGAUAGACAUUUAAAAAUGAAUUUAUCACACGUUGUAAUGUGAUGUAUGCAGAUGGCAAGACUUGAACCAGCAAUUUUUAGUUCGCGUCCUGUGUUAAGUAUAUGCUACACUAAAUCAGUAUUGUUGGUUGGAUGCCGCGCGACUCCCACUCACCCACCAUUGCUUUAUUCUUGUAUUCGUUAGAUAUUCUUGGUUUAGAAAAAGCCAAGAAGUGCUAGAGGAAGGUUCUUGCUAAAGACUAGAGUGUGUAAUGUUACGAUAUUUUAAUACGAUAUGAUAAUUUUACAGUUAUCUAUAGAUUAAGGGAAUUUCGUUUGUCUAGUCCUUAUACCUAUUUCAGACCGCAGGCUCAUAUAGGUGUUGUUUUUAUAGGUAAGAAGAUAUGUACUGAGACGCUGAUAUAAACUUUAACAAAUUUACUUGCAAGCAAAUUAACAUUAAAUAAGGUGAGCAUUUACCAAGGCACUAUUGAAACACGGAAACUAUAUAACCUAUCAUUUAGUUGUUAUAGGUCAGCGGUCGUAUCAAUUCUUUAGUUUAAUUUUUGUCUUCUUGUUCGUAUUUUACAAAGUGUUGUUACUCUCAUUUGUACAUAAAUUGUACAUUGUAUAUAUUACAUAAUAAAUAAACUCAAUAGACGUCAAUAUUUAAACACAUGGCCAUUUCUGUAUUACGUUAGUUCGACGGGGUAUUUUCGAAUAGCGCUACUUGAGUUUUAAACAGUGAAAG